AUGAAUGCAACAGAACCACCUAGUGAAUCUACACAAGAUUACCUCUGUAAUUGUACUGAUGCUCUUGUUUCCAACAUGGUGUUCUAUAGUAUUGACGGCACAAGCUUACAUCGAGUUACUCUGAAUUGGAGUGCUGGUGAUCAGUUUCCAGUCAGUACUGUUGCACCAUUUCGAGCUCCAACAACACCAUUUUUUAUCAAAACAACUGGUACAGAUGAAAACGGGUUUACUUUUCAACGAAUCUCUAGAACAAUAGUUCCUGGUAAAGCUGGACCGCCUGUGUACAUACCUGUUGAUAAGACUGUGUUUUGGCAAGAUGAAAGGAAAGCACUGAUACUGCCGUGUCCUUAUCGCAGUGUAGCAUCUGUAACAGUAACAUGGAAAAAGUUACAUUUGAAAGGCACUGUAGUGCUUCAAGGGUCUGCCUAUGUGACAGCUCCAGAUGGACGUCUUCUUAUUAAAAGUACAAUUUUAGACGAUGCAGGUCAAUAUCAGUGUCAGAUAAAGAGUUCUGAGGGUGUGGCAGAAGGUCAGGAACUGAAAGUGAACAUUGCAACUCUUCCUGUUAUAUUGAAAGGUCCACAAAGCAUUGCUACUUUUCCAGGAACUAGUGUUCAGUUUUCAUGCCAAGCUAAGGGAAUACCUGCACCGACUGUGACAUGGCUGUUUCAUGAAAGGUUGGCAACAUCUAACGAGCCAACUGUAAAUGAAGGGGAUCGCAGCAAAGGAGGAGAAACGAUUAGUUCCUUUAGUGUGUCUAAUGUGACAUUUGAUCAUGAGGGAUCGGUAAGUUGUAUUGCUACCAACAGAGCUGGAGUCCACAACGUGACAGCUUUGCUAGCAGUUCAAACUCUUCCUCGUGUUUUUCUUAACAAGAGGUCUUUUCUAAUUCAUGCCAAUGAAACAGCUCGAUUUACUUGCAGAGCUCAAGGAGUUCCUUUGCCUACUGUAUCUUGGUAUCGUGGUGGCACUCCAAUGACUGACAAGGUAUCGGGUUCACAGGCAAGAAAGCAAUUGUCUUUUUUGCCUGCUCAAUUAUCUGACAGGGGAGACUAUAUGUGCAAGGCAACCAAUGCAGCAGGCACAGAUGAGAAGAAGGCAACUUUGAAUGUGUACUUGGCACCAAUUAUAUUACAAAGUCCUGCAGACCAGACUGUUCUUGUAUCACAAAGCACAAAGUUGCACUGUGUUGUUGAUGGCAGUCCUAAACCACGAAUUGUGUGGAAACGUGAUGGCAAUGUAUUGAAUGGCAAAGAUACAGAAGUGUUACCAGAAAACAUGCAGUUCUUGAAUGAAUCUCAGACACUGGUAAUAACUAACACUCAGUUGUUGCAUGGUGGUGCCUAUGAAUGUAUUGGAAGGAGUCCACUUCCAGGUGUAGAAAGGGUGAGGGCAAAGUGUUUUUUGACAGUAUACGAUCCCCCAACAAUCAGAGCAAAGUCUCCGUCAGUCUCUGUGGUUUUAAACCAGCAGACCACUUUGGCCUUUUUUGUAUCAGGCCAUCCUGUUCCUUCUGCAUCGUGGUUUUUUGGAGAACGUUCUUUGCCAGACGAUGAUCAUCACAUCACUUACACAAAAAAGGGAACAGCAACAUUAACAAUACUCAAUGCACAAAAGACUGAUGCUGGAGAUUAUAAACUGCUUGCAGUUAAUCCUGGUGGCAAGAGUAGUGCUACAAUUGGACUGACUGUUUAUUUUGCUCCGAAUUUUGUGUUGCGUCCUGCCAACUUGUCAGUGACUGUUCGUGAAAGAGCUAUGCUAGAGUGCGUAGGAAAUGGUGUUCCUACUCCUGUCAUUAGCUGGAGUAAGAUCGUUGAUGGUGUAAUGGUGGGACUUCCUGUGUUUAAGAAUAGAAAGCAGCUUAUCAUUAAUUCCGCAAAGCUGUCUGAUGCAGGAAGAUAUGUUUGUAAUUUGCAAAAUGUGAUUGGUCAAGAGACAGCAUUGGCUCAACUGAUUGUGAAACCUAUUCCACCAACUAUUUUGUCGACAGUAACGACUAUUUCCGUGGUUGUGAAUAAGUCUGUUACGUUACCUUGUGAAGUCAGUGGUGUUCCUACGCCACAACGGUCAUGGUUGAGACAUGGCCUCACGUUAGCAGAAAUUAGUGGAAAAUAUUCUAGUGUUGACAGUACCCUAGUGAUUAAGAAAGUUGACCUUGCCGACAGUGGAGAUUAUCAAUGCAUGGCUACUAACAUUGGAGGAACAGCUUCUUGGAUAAUUGCACUGAACGUCUUAUUUGCUCCUAAUAUUUCUACUCCUCAACAAAAUGUGAGAAUUUUGGCUGGUCACUGCCUAACCCUCAACUGCUCUGCAGUUGGAAACCCAGUUCCUACCAUUGCAUGGAAGCGGGACAAUGUUUUAUUGCGUCCAAGUGAUGGUAUUCGAGUUAUGGAUGGAGGCGUACAGCUCAUAAUGUGUCCACUAACUGCAUCUCAUACUGCUACGUAUACAUGCACAGCAGACAAUUCUGUAGGAAGUGCAGACUCAUCGGGAUCAGUAUUUGUUAUCGUGCCUCCUGCAAUUCAUCCUGAUGCAAAUACACGGGUGGCUCCUAUCUCAUCCAGCGUAUGGUUGCCUUGCAGUGUUACUGGUAUUCCAUCUCCUACAGUGUAUUGGCUGAAAGACUCACUGCACAAUCUCAAUAGCUCUCGAGUGUUUGUACUUUCCAAUGGGACUUUGUUUAUUCAUGAUGCAAAGAAAACCGACACUGGUAGCUACAAGUGCGUGGCUGAAAAUGAAGGUGGUAGGGAUGAACAAGAUGUCUAUUUGGAUAUUGAGUAUCCACCUCAUCUUAUUUCUGUGCCAUCCAAUGCAACUCUUCUGACAGGCAGCUUACUGGUAUGGCACUGUAAUGCUAGAGGAAAUCCUGCACCUUCUAUUUCAUGGAUGAAGAAUGGGCAACUUCUGAAAUCAGAUUCAAACUUUGUUAUUUCUGACGAUGCAACUAAACUAACAGUGGCUCAAGUUAAGUCUUCUUUUUCUGGCCAUUACACUUGCAAGGCUAGCAAUACUUUGGGAGAAGAUACUGCUACUGUUACUCUGUUUGUGUUAGUUCCACCAACAAUAGUGACCACAGUAAGGCAAAUUGCUGCUUUACUUGACAGUGAUGCAUUGCUACCAUGCCAAACAACAGGAAUUCCUCAACCCAACAUACGAUACAAGAUUCUCUCUAAUGGAACUCUUCAUAUUCGCUCAUUGUUAAAAUCGGACAAUGUUACAUACAAGUGUCAUGCAGAGAAUGUGGCUGGCAGUCAAAGCCUGAAUGUUACACUUGAUGUGCAUGGUAAUGAACAAAGACUUUCCAGCUACAAUUGUGACGGACCUGGCUGA
Molecule: messenger RNA, 3330 nt
Organism: Corticium candelabrum
Lineage: Eukaryota; Metazoa; Porifera; Homoscleromorpha; Homosclerophorida; Plakinidae
Product: hemicentin-1-like
Exons: 13
Coding region: 1-3330 (1109 amino acids)
Source: RefSeq, a predicted model, not a curated record